Molecule: messenger RNA, 1851 nt
Organism: Arabis nemorensis
Lineage: Eukaryota; Viridiplantae; Streptophyta; Magnoliopsida; Brassicales; Brassicaceae
Source: the annotation of a GenBank genome assembly
AUGAAUUUGGUGAACAUAAGAGAUGUUUUGACUUCUUUCAGUCCAGCAUUAGAUUAUCUUGCUCUUAGCACCGGAGAUGGUCGUAUCAAGAUUUGGGAUACUGUAAAGGGUCAGGUCCAAACAGAGUUCGCUGAUCUUGCAUCUGCAGAAGAGACAAACAUAUAUACCAAAGUUGGGAAAGGUCACCUCUCGGUUGAUUAUACUUGCAUGAAAUGGUUGGCUUUAGAGAAAAAGAAGAAGAGGAAACUUGGAACUUCCUUGUUGGUAUUAGGAACAGGUGGAGGAGAUGUCUUAGCACUAGACGUGGCUUCUGGUCAGCUCAAAUGGAGAAUUAGUGACUGUCAUCCCGGUGGCGUCAAUGCUGUAUCAUCUUCAACAAAGGCUUCUUUCAUAUACAGUGGUGGUGCAGAUGGAAUGGUUUGUGAAAUUGAUCCCCAUAGUGGAAAUCUGAUCAGAAAGUUUAAAGCUUCAGCAAAGGCUGUUUCUUCAUUAUCAGUUUCACCAGAUGGAAAAACAUUAGCCACUGCAUCUGCUCAGUUGAAGACUUUUAAGUGCUCUGAUCUUAAGAAAAUACAGAAGUUUACUGGUCAUCCGGGAGGUGUUCGCUGUGUGGCUUUUACCGAGGAUGGGAAAUUCAUCCUUUCUUCUGCUGUUGGUGAAAGAUACAUUGCUGUGUGGAAAACAGAUGGUGCUAAAAAGCAGUCAGCUAGCUGUGUCCUUGCACUAGAGCACCCUCCCGUCUUUGUAGAUAGUUGGGGAGAAACAGAGGGAAAAGGGUUAUACGUUUUGGCAAUUUCAGAAAUAGGUGUCUGUUAUUUUUGGUAUGGGUCAAAUGUUGAGGAGCUAGGCAAUGCAAAACCUACAAAAGUCGCAUUAGCAGCUGAAGAUUUUGCACUUAAACAUCACAAGGGCUCACUGCCUAUUAUCUUUGCUGCAAAAUUACAAGGCAUUUUGAAGCCUGGUUCUGUGAAUGCAUUCAUUGCGUCCGGAUUGCUAGUGAAACCAUCAUUCCAGAAAAUGGUGUUGCAGUUUGGCACCGACUUGGUGUUGAAUGCCUCUAAGAAUGGGAUCCUUCUCCCCAUCACUCAGUCAGAAUCAAAGUCUAAGAAGGGGCAAGGCGUGCAGAAUAAAGUUACAACAUUAGACCGUACACAUGCGGAGGAUGCUUUGCUGCCAAUUGCAAGAGUUGCUGAUCUGCACGAGAAAAAGCGUUUACAACCACACUCAUCUGAUAAGGAUACUGACAUGGUUGACCAAAGUCAAGCGGAUCAUGUAGAAACAUUUAGCAUGGAGGAUAAGUUGAGAUCGUUAGGAAUACUUAAAGGUACAAAUGAACAAAGCAAUCUUUCCUAUGCUUCAGUAGUUGAAGGAAUUGAUCUUGAAGCUUAUCUACCACCAAAGAAGUUAAAGACUGCUGUUUUGUCAAUGGCACCCUCCACUGCGUUCAAGACUCUAGAAGCUCUGGUUCUUAUGUGGCAAACAAGGGGAUGUGGUGGGAAGUGUCUUCUUCCAUGGAUAUACAGCAUAAUGGUGAAUCAUAGUCAUUACAUCAUGUCCCAAGAACCAAAAAACCACCAGCUACUUGAUACACUGCUUAAGAUUACCAAGCCCCGGGGAACGGCUCUUCAACAGUUACUACAGUUGUCUGGACGCUUACAACUUGUUACAGCUCAGAUCAAUAAAGCUGCAGGGAAUCAAACUCAAACAACAGUUCAUGAUCAAGAGAUUGAUGAAAAUGAAGAUGAGCAAGAAGAUGUAGAAGAGCAUGUCUAUGCUGAGAAUGAUUAUGAAUCUGACUUGAGCAGUGACGAUGGAAAAGAUAAAGAUGAUACCUUGAUGGGGGAGAUAUAA